Molecule: messenger RNA, 647 nt
Organism: Aphis gossypii (cotton aphid)
Lineage: Eukaryota; Metazoa; Arthropoda; Insecta; Hemiptera; Aphididae
Gene: Ppcdc
Product: phosphopantothenoylcysteine decarboxylase
Exons: 1
Coding region: 1-558 (185 amino acids)
Biological process (GO): coenzyme A biosynthetic process
Cellular component (GO): phosphopantothenoylcysteine decarboxylase complex
Molecular function (GO): phosphopantothenoylcysteine decarboxylase activity; FMN binding
Source: RefSeq, a predicted model, not a curated record
AUGCCACAUGUUUUGAUUGCUUGCAGUGCUAGUGUUGCUGCUAUCAAAAUACCAGAUAUUAUUUCUCAACUUGUUCAAAAGAACAUUAGCACAACAUUAGUCGUCACAGAAGCUAGUAAACAUUUUUUAGAUGUCGAGAAAAUUAGAAAAGAUUUAAAAAUCGAUGUUUAUACUGAUCAAAAUGAAUGGGAUACUUGGAAAACUCGAGGAGAUCCCGUAUUGCAUAUUGAACUUUCCAAAAAAGCUGAUUUAUUGGUACUUGCUCCUUUAAGUGCUAAUACUAUGGCCAAAGUGAGUACAGGAAUUUGUGACAAUUUAUUAACAUGCAUUGUUAGAGCUUGGAAUGUUUCAAAACCAGUAUUGUUUUGUCCAUCAAUGAAUACUCAAAUGUGGAAUCAUCCAGUUACUAAAGAUCAAGUAGAUAAAUUGGUGUCAUGGGGAUAUUGUCUAAUUCCUCCAAUUGUUAAGACGUUAAUGUGUGGCGAUCAUGGUAUUGGUGCAAUGGCUGAAGUUGAAACUAUUGUAAAUCAAAUUAUGGAAAAACUUAAUAAUUUGUAAAAUAAUCCUUAGAACUUAUAUUUUUUUUUUUAUUUAUAAAUGUCUAAAAAAAUUAUAAUUUAAUGAAAUAAUAAAAUUUUCAAACAAAA